AUUAUCAAGGCAAGUAUCAAAUCAAGGUUGUAGUGAAAAGUUUGCAGAUUUUUGUGUUAAUGUUUAUACUUUAAUUUAAUUCAAUUUUAUACUGUCAUCAGUUAUUUUCUUGUACUAUAUUAUGUAAUGAAAUUUUUGAAUUUAUUCGUGGAUUCUAUUUUGACCAAGUGCUAUUAGAAGUGCGCUAAUUCCAUCCUGGUUUUAAGUUUGAGGUAGAUCUUGAUAUGAAAAAGAAUGCAAAAUACAAGAAAGUUGAAGGUCACCGACCUGAAUCCUCAAUUGAUAUGUGUGCUUUGCGGUGGAUAUUAUAUAGAUGCAACAACAAUAAUCGAAUGUUUUCAUUCAUUCUGUAGAAGCUGUAUUGUCAGAUACCUAGAAAGUAACAAGUACUGUCCAAUAUGUGAUGUUCAAGUGCACAAAACACGACCACUUCAGAACAUAAGACCAGAUACUACUCUUCAAACGAUUGUGUAUAAAUUGGUGCCUGGACUCUAUCAAAAUGAAAUGCGAUGUAGACGAGAGUUUUAUGCUAAGCACCCAGAAGCAAAAGUACAAGCGCAGAGCCCUGAAGCAAGAGGAGAGCUUACAGAUCAAUCACCAAUAUUUCUUCCCGAUGAUCAAAUAAGUAUUUGUCUAGAAUAUAUGGAUUCUUCAGAAUUACAACAGGGAACUUACGGAAGAAGAUAUUUACGGUGUCCAGCUGCUGUAACUGUGCUCCAUCUUCACAAGCUGAUUAGAGCCAAAUUCGGGUUGACUAGUCAUAAAGUGGAUGUGAUGUAUAAAGAAGACAUUCUUCUUGAAAACUGGACGUUAAUGGAUGUGGCCUACAUCUACCAAUGGAGAAGGAAGUGCCCCAUCCAUCUCACUUAUCGUAUUCUCGAAAUUAGGAGAAAACGAAUGAAUGUGCCAAUCGAGACUGGCCAAUCAUCAGCAAGUGAGUCGACAGCAGCAAAAACGCCGCGCAAAGAGAAUGAUACGUCCGUCUGCUCGGCCAAUCAGCAGGCAGCUAGUGAUUUGGAAAAAUGCCCCACAUAUCAAUUACGUAUUAGUGAAAAUGGUGUGAUGAGUGUAGCAGGAAUCGAGAAUGCAAACAGGCUGCUUGCUCCGCCACAGUUGGUCAACGUCGACGAUUUCGAAUCAUCAGUUGUCAAAGAAACCAUCGUCAACAAUAAAAAUAGUUCAGAAACUCCAAGUAAGACCGAAGUCAACGUAAAUAGCAUAACUACUGCUAAAGAUUCAACAUCAAUACCAACUUCAAAUUCAUCAUCAUUGACCACAUCAUCCAAAUCAUCGUCUUCUACAUCUACCACAAUAUCAACAUCUACUUCUACAUCUACCACAACGUCAACAUCUACUUCUACAUCCUCUAGUGAAGCUCAAGCUGUGACAAGUUCUGCAGUAGGAGAUAAUAGAACUAAAAUAAGUGAAUCCGUUGAUUCUCCCAAAACAGCUUUAAAUUCAUGUUCUGUAAAGUCAUUAGUUCAAACACAAACAUCAAAUAAUGAGCCUACUAAACCAAAGGAUAAUAACAAUGUUAGUAACGUGAAAUCGGCUAAUAAACCUACCGAUAGUAUUAAAGUUGGGAAAAUGAACGUUUCAAUCAAAGCUGAUGCCAAUUGUCGCGAAGAUAACUCACUAUCUAAAGAAGAAGCAUCUAUAAGGGCAGAUUCAGUUAGCAAUUCGAAGAAAAAUACAUCAAGAGAGACAACAAAAGAUGAAGCACCAACAAAAUUGUCGAAAGACAUCAGCUCCAAUCUGGUCGAUAUUUUCGCUUGUGAUCCACCGCGGCCUCCAAAUACUCACAAAGUCUAUCCUGGUGUCAAGGCCACAUCGACACCCAUCACUGCACCACUUGCUAAAGAUGACUCCUCUAAACAAAAUAUACAAAAAACAAAUGCCGCCACUCAAUUGAAACCCACACCAAUGGAAAUUCUGAAUGCAGCUGUCCCUAAGAAAACGCCCAACAAUUCUGCUUCCAAGUAUAAAACAUUGAAAUCUCCCACCACUUCAUGGAAUCCAACAAUUCCACGUUCUACUAUUCUUUCCAUGAAGCAUUCACCAGCAGCAGUCAAUCAAAGCAAAGACCCAAAUCCAGUGUCGGGAUCAGACGUAGCUAAUCCUCCUCCAGCCAAACAACCAAAGUUUUUCAAACAGAGGAAUAUGCCAAGAUUUUUGGGAAAUCCAGCUUCGGGUGUGAAACCAAUGUAUCAGGUAGCUCCCGGUACGGAAAUUGUUAGUCAAAAUCCAAGUACUGGUACAUCUGCAACGGCUUCUGUCCAAAAAUCAGCCAAAACAACAAAUUCGAGUAUUACGCUGAUGAAGAUUGAUCCGAAAACUCUGUGCCCAAUACCAGUGAAUCCUGUUUCCCAUGUUCUCAGUAGCCCUCCGAAGACCACCUCUUCCCCGCCUCCAAAAAAGCUGCCUCCGCCUUACACACCUGGCUCUCCAAAGACUACAAACCAUUACACGAGCGCCAGAACAGUGCAUUCGAAUGCUAGUGCUACUAAAUCACCGGUGCCAAGAAUUCCAAGUCCUGCUCAUACGGGAGCGGGAGCACUGAUGCCGUCGAAUCCAUUCAUGCACAGCAACCCGCACCUGUUGUACGGCGCAUUCUCGGCAGCGCCAUUCGCAGCCAGCGACCCAACAGCACCCAACACUCAGCUCAUCCGCGCCAUGUCUGCACUAGGCGCCGCCUACCACCCCUCGUUGCCCCCCUCAAUCAGCAUGCUCUUCAACCCCCACCACCCGCAUCACCGGCUCACCCAAGUCGACAGGGCUGCCUUCAAAACUCUCACCGAAGACAAGCAGGCCCUUCCCUCCCCACCGGCUGUACAGAGGAUACCUCCGUCUAAAGGUUCUUCAGACCCAUCCACGUCACAGGCUAAUUCAACAGUAACUAAGAAAGAAAAGGUUGACAGUGAUAGGACAAGAACAUCUCCAGUCACCACUGACCAACCAAAGAAAAUGGAAUCUGCUGUUGAUACUAAACCGCCACCCGUAAGUGAACCCGAAAGCAAACCUGCACCAUCAGCUGCUGAUAGUAAAAGUGAAGCUAAGUCCUUGCCUAAGUCAAAGUCCGUGGAGAAUAAAGUGAAUGUAGUUGAUGGUAAUUCAGAAAGCAAAUUGGUUUCCAAUGAUGAUUCUAAAAAGAUAUCCAAUUCUAAAAGUACCGUAAACAUCAACUCCAGAAAAGCAGAAAAAUCUUCGGCAAAUGAGAAAAAAGUUGAUUGCACCAAUUUAAAAGAAAAAAAAGAAAUUCCAAAAAACAAUAACUAUACUAAUAAGGCAUCAUCUUUCCCAGAAGGUACAAAAGGUAAUAUUAUGAUUUCUACCGAAAGUUCUUUGAAGGCCUAAUUUUGAAACUAAUCGAAAUGUUUUGAUUGGUGGUGAGUAGCUCAGCCUCCUGUUAGGAGAAGCAAGAUUAAGCUACAAUAAGGUAUAAAGAAAAAAGUAAAAAGUUCUACUUAUUUAUAAGAGUAGAUUAGUUAAUUCAUAUCUCACUUCAUGAAUAACAAAUACAGUCCAACGUCUAAAGAAAUUUUAAAAAGAAGAUUCACUCUCACAUGAUAUUCACUUUAUAAUAUUGAGUUGAUUUAUUAUAUUAGAGGUCCACCUCUCUCAACUGUAUUUAUAUUGUUAACACUGACUUUCAUUCUAUCUUUUGAGAUUCAAUAUUUUCUAUCUUUAUGUGAAAACGCCCUACAAUAUUUUUCAUAUAUUAUUCUUGCAACAACUAAUGAAUAAACAAAUGAAAACAUUAAUGACAGAAAUAUCAAAAAUAAAAAUUUAAAUUACUAUUAAUAUAUGUAAAUAAAGAUAAUACAGUAAGUAAAUAUCAAUAAUAAUAAUAAUGAUGACAAAAAAUAUAAUAUUGUGUGAUGCCGAUUUUUUUGAACAAUUUCCAUUGUCCGAUUGUGCCUUGAUCGUCAAUUUUAAAAUGAGAAUGAUAAAUGUGUAAAUUUACACCUAGGCUGUGUUCAUAACUAAAUUGUAUAUAAGUUGAUAUACAUUAUAAUCUAGUUGGAUUGAUAUUUUGUAGUUUGAUAAAAUAAUUAAUAUGGUAUUGGCAAAGAAUUGAAUAAUUUUUAGCUUCUGAAUUUUAAGUAUAUAGUGGUCUAAAUAUAUUGUGAAAGUGAUUUAUUGAAAAAAAUUGAAAUGAGUUAGUGUAUUGAAUAUAAGCUUUUAUACUGGAAGGCUCGUUGAGUCCGUAUUGAGUUGAAUUUCUGCAUUUACUAAAGGGUUUUCUAUUGAGCGCUCUCCAUAUUUAAAAUAAUUGAAUUAAACAAGCUGUGUGUGAGAUAUUGAUGCUAUCUCUGUUUUGUUUAGAAGGCAUUUAAAUGGAAUAUGAUAACUUUAAAAUGGUCGCGGUGGCGGGGAUCCGAAAAGUCUCUUCUUUCAUUAAUGUGGCGCACAAUUCGGGCUGAAUCUCACUGAUGUCUUUAAUAAUGUUUUUGGCUAUUGAUGGUCCACGGCUUUCUGGCAUAGACCUAUGACUAAGCAUAGCCCCACAAAACAAGUUUAGAGGAGUCAAAUUUCACGAUCUUAGUGGACAGUUGACAGUGUCUCUGCACGAAUCAGCCAAGUUUGGAAAUCGCACAUCCAGAAUGUUAAUUGGUUUGUGGUCUGUCUGUUGAAAUCACAUAUUUCCAACAUUCCUAUCGUCCAGCUUAGGCUACAAGUCGAUAAUCAUUGGCUGUAUUCGUCUAGAUGAAGUCAGAGAUUCCGAGUUCUUUUACACGACGAUUGCCGAAGAUUAUCCAACACAUUCUCAUGCAUAUUCAGCGACAAUAUUCUUGGCAGAUUUUUACGAAUCAUUAUUUAACAGUAAAACAUUAUACGUUUCACUCAACAGAGCCACUGUAUCACAAGAAACGUUUAUACUUUGCUUUUAAAACGCAAUAAUAUUAUUGUAUAUAUUUACUUACUGAAAUUCAUUCUAGAAAAUAGAACAUUGAUGAAAAAACUUUACUUCUGAAAGGUGGUAACUGCAAGAUGGUAUUCAACCAUCAAUCAAAUUUUUCACAUUGCACUUCAUAACAGUUCGAGAAACCUAUGUGUCAGUUAUUUUUACAAAAACAUAUCAGAUAAAAACUGGACUAGUAUUUCCUUGGCAUUAAAGUGAAGGCAGGGGUAUUGAUGGUCGGUGGGCUGGGGCAAUAUAUGCACUGUGCGAUUGGCUGGCAACAUUCAUUGGUUGCGGGCUUAUCCACUGCUGCUGCCAUGGUGACGUAGCUGAAGCACUUGAGACGCCUAGUGUCAAUUAUCACCUUGGCGCUUUGCAUCUUCCCAUACUUGGAGAGCCUUAAAUCAAUAGCAGGUUUAUCAACCCUCAGAUUUUUCACCCACAGACUUUUAUUCGCAGCAUCAUCAAUCUUUGGUUUUCCUUUUGAUGAAUCAGAGGUACUCUUUCCUUUGGAAUAAUUUUCCUACUCCUUUUCAUUUUUCUCUCUCUUUCCUUAUCUUACUGGUGUUUUUGCGCUUGGUUAGUGGAAUUUUGAUGACUGAUCCCAUCGGACCUCCCAACCAGUUUACCAGUUACCAGUUCACUUAAAUCUGCUCACCACAUUGCGAUUAGUCCUCUCGGUAGGAUGAUUUUUGUAACCAUAGAAUGGGCGAAGCUUUUGUAACAUUAUUUGCUUAGAGCAAUUAUUGAGAAUGCAAUAAUUUCAUAGUUUGUAUUUGUUAUAUUCUAUAAGGCUGGCUUCUCACUGUUGAUUUUUUCGUCGGCCGAUAGUUCCCAAAAAGAUGGAACAUGUACUUUUUUAAUGUAAGUCUUCAGACUGUCAAUGGUGUUGGAAAAAUCUUGCGAGAAAAUAGAACCUGUCCUAUUUUCAGAGGAGAGCGAUAGUAAUGGCGCAUAUGCUUCUGCAUACAAACUUUCACACUGAUAGAGUUUAGUCACCGGAAUCCAUUCUUCACAACUUUCGGAGGGUCACUAGCCUUUAUUUGCCUGCUUAUUGUUUCCCUAUAUCAAAAAACUCCAAUCGUUAAUUUUGAGAUAUUUAAUUUUUUUUAAUAUUAUAAUAAUCUACUCGACUCACUGAGUCCAUAGAAGUUUGAAUUUUGUUUCUACGACCAAAAAUAAUAAUAUUUAAAAGAAAUCGAAAACUUGCUAGGUCUAAGAAUCAACAAUGUGAAGACCCAAAGCGAUUUCUCCCAUUUCACGGUUAUUAGCAAAUCAUUCCGGUUCGUUGCGGACAACUAUUUUUCGAUCAGUCUGUCGGCGCCCUAACUUUUCAUGGUCUUUUAUCCAAGACAUACUGAAUAAAUCGUUCUCGAAUGAACUAGGAGAACGCAGAAAGGAGACAUUCAAUAAAUUUGCACCUGUAGCUGCACCUAAAGAAAUUUAAACGUUUUUAGCGUACUAGAAAAUAUAUUGAUACACAAGAAGCGCACGAGAAACUUGGAAUUUUCGCGUAUCUUAGGGAAAAUGAUCAAUCCGUUAUCUACAGGUCGACUGAAGAUUUCUGUCAAAUUUCAAUGCUUUCGGUUCAGUAAAUUUUCUGAUGAUGGAUGAAUGAAUCACUCCAUUUCUUUUAUAUAAUUAUGGAUUAUUUCAAUAUUUAAGAAUUAAUAUAUUAUUUUAAAAUGUUAACUUUAUUCGGCUCUAAAAUUUUCGCAAUACAGAUAUUGAAAUAUUUUCAAAUAUAAUUUGAAAUUACAUUUCAGUACCUAAAUAAAAAAGAAAUGAAUGAAAUUUUGAAUAAUUUUAUAAUUUUAGUUAUGUGUAUCACACUGAAUAAAAAACGAAUUAUUCGAAAUAAUUGAAUAGUUCAAUCAAAUCUCUCAAUGAAGAUUUCUUUAUGAAUUUGUUUCUGGUCAAGAAUUCAUUAGAGCUAGUGUAUGACAAGACUAUUGACUACAUUGAUCAUAAGCCUGAAUAAAUAUAUUCCUAGCUGUAUUUUAUUGAAUGGAUAAAUCCCAUAUAUAUUUGCGACAAAAUAUAUAUAAAUAUGUAUUGCAAAUGUACUUUAUUUUUCUAUUCACAUUCAUAUUACAAACAACCUUUGCAUAAUCGAAUAAUGAAUUUAUUGUCAUCAAUCUCACAAUUAUUUUGAUCAAUGAAAUGAAUUUCACAAUCUCAUAUUUAAUUAGUUUUUAUGAAUCACUACAAAUAUGUAAAUUGAGAUAUACAUUUAUACAAUGUUAUGUAUUGAUAAAUUUAACUGAGAUAGCUUUGUAAGGUUUUCAGAGCAAUCAUCACAAACUACACUGUGAUUAUUAACUGUGCCUAAUUGUACAUCGUAAUUAUUAUUAUCAAGAAUGUAUUUGUAAUUUUAUCUCUCUGGAUUUCUAUUUUCACUCAUGUAAUCGGUUAUAAUGUCAAUCAAUUUGUUUAUAUGUUGUAUAUGUAUGUAUUGUUGUAUUCAUUGCAAUGAAUAAUUUAAAUCUGUUUAUCUCGUGAGAGCAUGAUUUGUUAUAAUAUUCAAGUUGGUGUUCACAGCAUGCGAUUACUGUUCAAAAAGUUCAAUUCACUCUAAAUUGAUGAUAAAUGCUACAUAAUAAAAAAAAUUCAAAUAGUAUUAAUACGCACAUAAAUUGGUAAAAUAUUAUUAUCAUCAUCUAUAUUCUAUAAUAUAGGCCUAAUAAAGGAAAUAAUUGUCUUAUAUACGUACGGGAUAGGAAAUUCACGUAUGGACGCAUCAUCACGUCUGAACUAGGUACUGAACUUGAAAUUUUGCAUAUAGAUUCUUAAUUUACCGAGGAUGUUUAUAGGCCUAUUCGAAAUUGUAAACAUUUUAGCAGGUCUAGUUUUCUGUUUGCCAAGUUUUCAAUUAGAGCCUUGCGGAGCUCGGAUUACCUGCUAAUAUUAUAAUAUCUAGGCCAAAUCUCAUAGCAUUCUAAUGUAGAAUACUAUUAAUUUUAUAUUAAUUCAUAAAUAUGAUUUUAUUAAAUUUGUAUUCAUGAAUUUCAAUUGUUUGUUAUCACAGUCCAACGCUGUGAAUUUAAAACCAUGAAAGUAAUCAUUGAAGUUUUCUAUCGUGUCUAACUUUUCAAGGCACCUCUCUCUGUUCACUGUUAUCGUCAAGAAAAGUUUAAAUGGAAGCGCCUGGUCAGUCUUAACAUUAUCAUUGCAGUAUUUAUAAUGGUUAUUGCUUUUAUAAAAAAAAAAUAGGAAAUCGAAUUUUUAUUUUUGUUGAAGCGAAACGCCAUAAGUCUAUUUAUUUAUUAACAGAUUUUAUUAUUAUAGCACUGAUUAUCUUGUGAAUUCUUUAUCAUGAAAAGUGAAAUUUAAUUCUGUACUAUCACACGUCGAACUUAUGAUUCUAAUCGAGUCAUGAUCUAAAUAGAAUAGGUGGUGUGAAGUAUUAUUCAUUAUACAUCAAUAUUUUACACUUCUAUCAUUAGUAGGCUAUAAUUAGAGGGCAUUUAAUUAGCAUUAUUUCUAUUUUCAGGUCCUUUGAAAUGAUUUAUCACAAUUGAUCACCAAGUUAAAGUAAUUAGAAUAGAGGGCAUUCAUUCACAUUAUUGAUAUUUUGAUACAUCACAGUGAAAGUACACUUCAAUUAUAGAGAUAAUUCUUGUGAGUCUUGUAGUGUGUGUGAGUUGGGAAAAUUCAAAAUGAGUCUGUUCUAAACAAAUACUGAAGUGAUAUUAGUGAUUAUUUUGUUGAAAUUCAGUAUUUAUAUUAUUUUUCACAACUGUUAAUUUCUGACGUUGCUCUUGCUAUUGUGAUACGAGUAAUGUGUUGUAAUUUGGUUUUUAUAAUUUCUGCAUGCAAUGAAUGAUAAUCAUUAUCAGUGUUCUAGUUAAUAGUUAUAGUUCUUAACCUAGGGUUACACUAUGUAGCAGAGCUACAAGUAGCUCAGCUAUAUAGCUCUGCUACAAGUUCAAAAAGUGACACUGGAGAUCUGCAAUUUUAUAUAUAGCAAUUUUAAGCCUAUUUUCUCUGCUAUUUAGUAGAAAAUGAGCUAUCCAAAAUUUUGGAUAGCCUAUAGCAGAACUAUAUAGCUCUCCAGCUACAUAGUGUAACACUAUCUCUAGACGGUUUUAAUAUUUAUUUUUGUCAGUUACGAUUGUGUCAUAACAGAUCUAGAUAAAUACAUAUUUUAUCUGUAUAACAUCUAGACACAUCGUCAAAGUACCUUUUGGACAAAAUUGGUCUGAACACUUCAUUGUCAAGUUAUAAAUAUUUACAAGGCAAUUUCUUGUCUUGUCUUGCCCAAUGAUUUUGAGGCUUAAUUGACAAAUUCAUCGAUCUAUUACUGUCAUUCAAUAGGGAUUAUAGUACUGUGAAUUCACUAAUGAUAGUACAGUAAUACCGUAUACUUUAGUUAAAGUUGAUUUAUCGAUUUUAUGGUUCGAAUUUUUGUAUAAAAAACUAUAUUAUAUAUUUUCAAUUUUAGUAUCAAAAAUUUUAUUUAACACUUUCUUUCAUUUCAUCUUGUUUGCAUUUAUCCUAUAUUGAGAUUACAAUACUGUAACAUUAUUAGAUAAACGUUUUGGAACUAACUUUGGUCUACAGUCUACAAAUUUAUCAAAUGGAAAUUCAAUUUAUUAUUCAUAUUUUCUUGAUAUUUGAGAAAGAUAGUGUGCCAAAUUUCAUUUAUUCUAUUUAAAUAUAUAGUUUAUCUCUUGAAUAUUGAUGGCUCACUGAAUAAAUUCAUAUCGAAAAACCGUUGGAUUUCAAUUAUUGUAGUCUAUUGUGUAAUUUUAAGAUAUUUAUUCAAUAUCAUUUUUGAUCUGAAUUUUUCGUCUAAACUUUUUUUAGAAAUGCAAUGUACAGUUUACUAUACUUUCUUGAUAAAUCUUAUGAAUAUUUGAUACUGUAAUUAGAUUGUUUUGCUCAAAGAGCACGAAUUUAUUGAUACUUAGAAUAAGAGAGUAUAUUAUAUUCAUUUAUUUUAAAUUUUUAUUCAGCUAUCAGUAAUUUAAGCAUAUAUUUUGUAUAUAGUUAAAAUGUAAAGUAUUUUAUUUUUUCGAAUUGUUGACACAAAAUGUAUAAUAUUACUUAUUUUAGUGUAAAUAAACGUUAUGUUGUGUGCA
Messenger RNA from Nilaparvata lugens (brown planthopper), 9987 nucleotides. RefSeq names its product protein suppressor 2 of zeste. The record is from RefSeq and is a predicted model, not a curated record. Gene Ontology annotation, cellular component: PRC1 complex. The transcript has 6 exons. The coding region runs from base 235 to 3354 and encodes 1039 amino acids. Gene Ontology annotation, biological process: negative regulation of transcription by RNA polymerase II. Gene Ontology annotation, molecular function: promoter-specific chromatin binding. NCBI's taxonomy places the organism in Eukaryota, Metazoa, Arthropoda, Insecta, Hemiptera, Delphacidae.